GUGCUGGCUGUAGACUGGCAAGGACAUCGGUAGAUGGAAUGACUUUGUAUAACAUUAGCUACUGGCCUCGGAAAUUGCGGGAAAAACGUCAAUCCUUGUAAGCGGAGAUAAAAUAUGAGUUGCACAGUUUGACCAAACAAACACACGCCUGCAUCACAGCCCUAGUUAACUAAUAAAGCUUGUCUAAUGGUGUCUGCUCACUGAAUCUGUCAUUGGGGUCACCCCUGCCCCUUCCUGAGGUGAAUGGCUGUGUGCAGAGGGGGUGCUGCUUUCUGGGUGGGGUGUCUCUGGAGCCAUGGCAGCAGUCAACUCAGAAGGCAGCCAUGUUGGACUAUAUAUCAGAUGCUUGAACAGCCCUUGAAUGGCUCCACAAGGACACUGUGCAGUGCAUCGUGGGCCCUGGCACCACCAAACAGCCUACGCUAUCAGAACCUGAAACAUCCGUCCCUGUCGCACCCGUUCCACCAUGCGAGUCAGCCCCAGACAGCAGCUGUCCUGGAUGAGGACUGGGACGAGACGGUCAGCUUGUGCGUGCUGCUGCGACCCAAGGAGUCUGAGGGGCAGCACACCCUCGUGGAGGUGUCACACUUUGGGCAGGCUAAACUAAGCGAGCUCCUUGCUCUGGGACCUAACAGGCCCUUUGAGCUCCUCCUUCCUUUAACGACUGUUGACGGUUGCAGGGAGGAUGACAUUAGCAUUACAGCGAAGGACAGGAAAGAAGGAUGUGCGGAGGGAGCGACUCUUGGGAAAGAGACAGGAUCCUUCCGGAGUCUUUUUGAGACGGAAGGCUGUCCUGCUCCGUUUGUGUUGGGCUCACACUUCUACUGUUUUCACUGCCCGGCGAUGGAGCCCUUGGCCAGCAGUGGAAAUAGGCUUAACUUGAGGCUCAGACUAGAGGCGCAGGCCUCAGGCCCCCCCCCACUCCCCUCGGUCUCCUACUACGAAGAUGAACCUGACCGGGUAGCGAGGAGCAGGAGUGACCGUGAGCGGGAGGACGAGGAGAAGCUGGCAGUAAUGUAUGAGCGGCUGAGGCUAGAGCUUCCGCAGCUUUUGGUGAAAACUCAUGACUAUCGCCUCUACUCCAAUGACAUCGAGUUCAUCAAUGGACUUAUUAACACCAAGACCAAGGGCCGUAUGCUGUAUCAGCUGACCCUGUCCCUGUGGCGAGUGACGUGUUUGUGCUAUUACGCGGAGGCGCGGAUAGAGGUGCUGAAGCUGACCAAGCACCCCGAGGACGGCUCGGUGCGAGCGCGCUGGAGGAUCCGAGGCCUGCCCUUCCACAUGCUGCUGCUGCGCUUCUACAAGAAGGACAAGAGCCGUCUCUAUAGGAGUUACGAUGCUUUCUCCACAUUCUACCUGGGCUCUGAUGGUCUCAUUCACUGUCAUAGAGUGGAAAAGGUGAUGCAGGCCCCGCCGCCGGUGUUGCCCGGGGUGACCUCGCUGUUGGCCGGGGCGCUCGUGGCUCUGGGCUUCCAAGAGCACCGGCCAGCUGUCAACCUGUUGCCCUUCCUGCUGUCCUCCUUCAGGCAGGGCCGAGACUGAGUCUGAGGGUGGUGCGCAGCGUUUGUUUGCCAGAAUGGGAGAGACAGACAGAGAGAGAUGGACUUUAAAGGGCCUGAGGAGGGCUGAAAGAGGUUUGAGCAGGAGAGAGAGAGAGGGACAGAGAAGGUGUGAAAGAUCUGUCAAAGAGGUAAGGGUUUUGUUUGGAGGCAAAGAGAGGAAGGAAGAAUGAUGCCUACAAUCCUAGAUAGGAAGAAAUAAUCAUUUUAAAAUGAGUAAUAUCAUCACUUGAAAAUGACUCCCUUUGUUGUUGUUUUUUAUCUUUGCUUUUCCCCAGCUUCAACUGUACAGGCAAGCUAAAACCCUCAAUGUGUAUUCUUCUGUCUCAUGUAGCUAAGAGGAAAAUAUUGUAGUGUUUGUGAAUAGUUGGUUAAAACAUGACCAGAACUGUUAUGCAAUGCC
Messenger RNA from Sardina pilchardus (European sardine), 1962 nucleotides. RefSeq names its product chromosome 24 C6orf136 homolog (gene c24h6orf136). The coding region runs from base 244 to 1542 and encodes 432 amino acids. Lineage: Eukaryota; Metazoa; Chordata; Actinopteri; Clupeiformes; Clupeidae. The transcript is spliced from 7 exons. The record is from RefSeq and is a predicted model, not a curated record.